AUGUCCGUCGACCUCGUCUUUCAGUCAUGGUACAAGGGCGAUAAUGCGAGUAAAGCGGGUAUAGCGCAAGAGGCCUUCAAGUCGGUUAAGAAACACUUUGAACAGAGCAAUUCGUUGAGCGGUGACGAGAAGGCUCUUUUGGGGAAGAAGUCGUCGUUACAAGACGUUGAAAAGGCAGUCAGCGAUGCUUUCGCAAAGUACGAAGCUAAGAGCGAAGCCUCUAAAACACGGAAAUGGCUGCAAAAGGCUUCUGAAUCAAUAUGCCAUUAUGGUCAAGUACUUGAUGUCUUUGUUCAGCAUCAUCCUGAAUACGUCUCCUUGGCCUGGGGACUGAUGAAGGUGAUGUUUAUUAGCGUGGUCAAUCAUGGCGAGACGCUGAAAUUAUUGUCAAAAUCACUUUAUGAGGUGGCCCAGCGUCUUCCACGCAUCGAACAUCUAUCUGCACUGUAUCCGACCAAGAACAUGAAGCUAGCUAUGGAAAGCCUCUACUCCUGUAUCAUGGAGUUUUUACUAAUAGCUCACUCAUGGUGCAAUGAGUCAAAAUUCAAACAUAUUUACCACAGCUUCACAAGACCACACGAGUUGCGAUACAGCGAUCUCUUACAGAGGAUAGGCACUUGCACGGACAACAUCAACGAACUUGCGACCGUGGGGUCACAGACUGAGCUUCGAGUUAUGCAUAACACCCAGUCAUCGAAGCUCAACGAAAUCAUCUUAAGUUUGCAGACCAGUGAGAAGACUAGGCAAGCACAAAUAGAUGGCCUCAAUUGCGCUAUUUCGAGAUUGGAGAUUUCGAGUCGAGACCAUGGCAGGAAGCUCGACUUGAUCAUGCAGUGGCUUGAGGCUUCUGGGUUGACAAUUAACGACUUGUUAACAAAGAUAGAGACUUUUCACUCUAUUCAGACAAGUGCGCAACUGGAUACCAACCAAAAGCUCUCCUCUCUGCAGUUAUCCCAAGCAUUGGCAACCUUCUCUCAGAGCCUUGAAGAUCCCAAGUCCUUGUAUAAACACCACCUAUUCCUUCGCAAUCGACGGGCGUCGGGUAGAGGAGCAGCAAUAUCCACCAAUGAGUUCUGGUUGUCUCCAAAACUCGCCAGAUGGUCCUCUUGUCCACAUUCUUCCCUCACCAUCAUCAGGGGCAGCUUCACGACCCGCUGGGCGAUCCAGGAUUUCGCAAUAGAUAUCAUUCAAGCUGUUACCAUGAUGAGCAUACCAGCGCUUUGGGUUUUGGGUAGUGCAAACAAGACGAGCCCCAAUGCAAUGCUAAGUCCAGCGGAUUUGGUGAGAUAUCUGACGUAUCAAGCGUUGCAAGUUGAGGGAACAGUUACGACAGAAAAGCAAAUGUCGUUACGACAUUCGCAACUCGAGGAGGCGAAAACUAGUCAAGAUUGGCUCACAUUCUUCAAGCUAAUCAUUCAAGACUUGGGAGGGCAGAUUUAUAUCAUCGUUGAUCUUGCAACAGUGAGUUCUGGUCCGAAAGGAUCUGGCCAAGUCAGCUUGAUCUACCAACUCAACGAGAUGUUAAAAGAGCUGAGCAACAAGGGAUCACACAAGAGAUCGCGAACAAAAGUCAAGAUUAUUUUGCUUGUCUAUGACUAUAACUGGAUGAGCUUGAUCCCGAGGGAAAUCUAUGAUCAUCUUGUCCCAGUCAAGAUAUCUGGAACUAAAGGACUGCAGGGCAGGAGAAUGCGGACAGCCGUUCAUACACGGAUUCUACCAAGACAGAGAGCAAAGGUAUAAUUAAAGCAGCAAUAAUAAUCUUGGAUUGAGCACCUGCAGAUGAU
Molecule: messenger RNA, 1784 nt
Organism: Fusarium oxysporum Fo47
Lineage: Eukaryota; Fungi; Ascomycota; Sordariomycetes; Hypocreales; Nectriaceae
Exons: 4
Coding region: 1-1740 (579 amino acids)
Source: RefSeq, a predicted model, not a curated record